Molecule: messenger RNA, 3177 nt
Organism: Hylaeus anthracinus
Lineage: Eukaryota; Metazoa; Arthropoda; Insecta; Hymenoptera; Colletidae
Gene: SdhA
Product: succinate dehydrogenase [ubiquinone] flavoprotein subunit, mitochondrial
Exons: 9
Coding region: 152-2137 (661 amino acids)
Biological process (GO): tricarboxylic acid cycle; mitochondrial electron transport, succinate to ubiquinone
Molecular function (GO): flavin adenine dinucleotide binding; succinate dehydrogenase (quinone) activity; electron transfer activity
Source: RefSeq, a predicted model, not a curated record
UCACGUCACCGUGCAAGAAGUGCGGUAGUGAAGUUAACAAAAACUGGGGUUAGUUGCACGGUGUUAGCCGAAACGCGCAUUCGAUACAAGAGGUGCACGUAUCCCCGUCAAAAACGAAAAUUUAACAACGAGAACGUGACAACGUGCCAAGAUGAGCGGUCUAUUGAAGCUGUCGUCUUUACUGGCGAGAAAUACUCGAACGACGACGUUGAAUAAGUUGGGUUUGCCCAUUACUACAGAUCGUAAAUUACAUUAUACACCAGAUGGCAAAGCAGCAAAAAUUUCUGAUGCCGUCUCUAAACAUUAUCCACUAGUAGAUCACACUUACGAUGCUGUUGUGGUGGGUGCUGGAGGAGCAGGAUUGCGUGCAGCCUAUGGCUUGGUUGCGGAAGGAUUCAAAACAGCAGUUGUUACCAAAUUAUUCCCAACAAGAUCGCAUACUGUUGCUGCUCAAGGAGGAAUUAAUGCAGCAUUGGGUAACAUGGAAAGUGAUAACUGGCAAUGGCACAUGUACGAUACUGUUAAGGGAUCUGACUGGCUGGGUGAUCAGGAUGCUAUUCAUUAUAUGACUCGUGAAGCUCCAAAAGCAGUCAUCGAAUUAGAAAAUUGUGGCAUGCCCUUCAGUCGUACCACAGAUGGUAAAAUUUACCAACGUGCUUUUGGUGGACAGUCUCUAAAGUUUGGAAAAGGUGGCCAAGCUCACAGAUGUUGCUGUGUAGCUGAUAGAACAGGUCAUUCUCUCCUUCACACCCUGUAUGGUCAGUCAUUGAGCUAUGACUGCAAUUACUUUGUCGAAUACUUUGCUAUGGAUUUGCUCAUGGAAGAUGGAGAAUGUAGAGGAGUGAUUGCUCUUUGUCUAGAAGAUGGCACGCUUCAUCGUUUCCAUGCUAAAAAUACAGUGUUAGCAACUGGAGGCUAUGGACGUGCCUAUUUCUCCUGUACAUCUGCUCAUACAUGUACCGGUGAUGGUACUGCAAUGGUAUCAAGAGCCAAUUUACACAAUCAGGAUUUGGAAUUUGUACAAUUUCAUCCAACUGGAAUAUACGGCGCUGGUUGUCUCAUCACAGAAGGCAGCCGUGGCGAAGGAGGCUAUCUCGUAAAUAGCGAAGGUGAAAGGUUUAUGGAACGUUAUGCGCCAGUCGCGAAGGAUCUAGCCUCUAGGGACGUAGUAUCUAGGUCUAUGACCAUUGAAAUCCGGGAAGGCAGAGGUGUUGGCCCUGAAAAGGAUCACAUUUAUUUGCAACUUCAUCACCUACCGCCUGAGCAAUUGGCAGCCAGAUUGCCUGGUAUUUCGGAAACUGCGAUGAUAUUUGCUGGAGUUGACGUGACAAGAGAACCUAUUCCUGUUAUACCUACUGUUCAUUACAACAUGGGAGGUGUACCAACAAAUUAUAAGGGACAGGUUUUGACAAGACAGAAUAACGAAGACAAAGUCGUACGUGGACUGUACGCUUGUGGAGAAGCAGCUUGUGCAUCAGUUCAUGGUGCUAAUCGUCUCGGUGCUAAUUCAUUAUUAGAUUUAGUUGUGUUUGGACGUGCAUGUGCUAAGACAAUCGCGACAGAGAAUAAACCAGGUGAAGCUAUUGGGCCUCUUAAACCUAACGCUGGAGAAGAAAGUGUGGCGAAUUUAGACUGGGCUAGAAAUGCGAACGGUAGUAUUACGACAGCGGAUUUAAGAUUAAGUAUGCAGAAAACCAUGCAAACACAUGCAGCCGUGUUUAGAAUGGCUGAAACUUUACAAGAAGGAUGUAAAAAGAUGUCUGCCCUUUACAAAAAAUUAGGCGAUGUCAAAGUAGCAGACAGGUCUUUGAUAUGGAACUCCGACCUCGUAGAAACUCUCGAAUUACAAAAUUUAAUGAUCAACGCGAUGCAAACGAUAGUAGGCGCUGAGAAUAGAAAGGAAAGUCGCGGCGCUCACGCCCGCGAAGAUUUCAGAGACAGAAUUGAUGAGUACGAUUACAGUAAACCUUUAGAAAACCAGCAACCAAAGCCAUUGGAUCAACAUUGGCGAAAGCAUACGCUGACAACGAUUAACCCCAGGACAGGAGAAGUAAAAAUCGAGUUCAGACCAGUGAUAGACAAUACGUUAAACGAAAAAGAAUGCGCGACAGUACCACCUGCGAUUCGUUCCUAUUAGAUUUUUUCGAAGUAAAUAUGUAUAAUUUAGCUUGUCCAGCCAUCCAUUUUUUUCUUGGUCACCCCACGAUUUAUUAAAUUGGGUCCUUGUGCAACUUUCUAUUUUUGCACAGGAAGAAACAACCGACGAGAAGUUACCGAUCUAUCGCUACGACGACAGCAACUUAUUUAUUACGCAUGUGAAUCACGUCGUGCACCAAAGUUUAAUUCUUGUCAAUAUUUGCACGCGCUGCGCGCAAGAUUAGUUGUCCUUGUAGGAUAAUGGUGCUGAGAUUAUCUUCAUUAUGUCAAAGAAGAGUUUGUUCGAUCUCUGAGCGAACCGAUGCUACCUUUAUGUAAACUAAUAGUAAAAUAUUAGCGUAAUUCAGGCAGCACAUGAUUUCACGCACAGAUCUUUUAAGGAGGAACGUUCUACCUACCUCUGUAUUCCCAUUUCUGUUCACAAUUUUCAAUGGAGUAAUUUGUUCCUUACCACCAUUGUAAAUCUAAAUGCUCAACACAGUUAAGAGUUAUUUAACGAAAGAAAAUUUUUAUAUCAUCAUUGCGAGCUAGUACUCCCUAAAAGGUUGUGUAGCAAGAGUACGCCACUUUUAUUGCGGCUACAUACUUAACGUUAACAGGCUACCAUGGGAACAGUCUUAAUUAAGAAGCAAUAACUAGACUGAAUGUAUACGUUGUAUUACAAAUUUUUCAGUAUUUAAUAUCUCUGUGAAAUUUACUUUAAUCUUUUUUUUCUCUGGUAUUGUGAAAUAAGAACAGCUGUUUGUGCUAGUUUGAAGUUUCAGUACUUACUUCAGGAUUUAGUGUCGUCAUUUUUGUACUUUCGCUGGUAACAAACCUGCUUCUACGUUGCCUGUUAAAAUUGUGUAUUAUGAGUUUACCAUAUAUCACCUAAUAUGUGCAAGUUAAUAGUCUCGAAGCGAAAGUACAUGCGCGGAAUCGUGUACUUUGGAACAAUACAAAAUCGAGUGGACAUGCUGCACAGCAUGAUAAAAAUGUACAUAAGAUUGUCAAUAAAAAGAGCAUUCGUAAAGCCUUUUA